Molecule: messenger RNA, 1776 nt
Organism: Suillus subalutaceus
Lineage: Eukaryota; Fungi; Basidiomycota; Agaricomycetes; Boletales; Suillaceae
Product: Aldo/keto reductase
Exons: 20
Coding region: 1-1776 (591 amino acids)
Cellular component (GO): cytoplasm
Source: RefSeq, a predicted model, not a curated record
AUGUCUAUUCGAGUCACUACCUCUCUGGGCGGUACUGCAUCCGACGUCACCGUCGGUAAAGUAGCUCCAGUCCCAGAUGAACAGUGUUUUGAGGCUAUCAAGGCUGGCGUGGACGCCCUUCCUCCCGGAACAAAGAUGUUCCUCAAUGGAGGUGAAUUCUACGGGCAUAACUUAGCGACCACGAACCUCGAGAUGAUCGCCCGGUUCUUCGAAAAGUACCCCGACUACGUCGACAAGACUUUCUUGUCCAUCAAGGUACGGCCCGCCAACUUGAGACGAAGUGUCGAGCUCAUUAAUGAGAAGCUUCGCGGCACCAAGCGCCUUGAUUUGUUCGAGUGUGCGCGUGUAGACCCCAAUGUCCCUCUAGAAGAAUCGAUCAGGGCCCUUGUUGAACUCAAGAACGAGGGUAAACUAGACCAUAUUGGAAUGUCCGAAUGCAGCGCUGACUCUCUGCGGCGUGGUAAUGCUGUACACCCCAUUACUGCUGUCGAGAUCGAGGUUAGCCCAUGGGAAUACGGAGAGGAGGCCAAGAAAGUCAUUGCCACUGCCGAAGAGUUAGGUAUUGCUGUUAUCGCGUACUCCCCGCUCGGCCGUGGGUUUUUGACCGGUCAAAUCAAGAGGCCUGAGGACAUUCCGGAGGGAGAUUACCGCCGCUCACUACCUCGUUUCCAGGAGGAUAACUUCAAACUCAACUUUGCCAUAGUUGAUGCGUUGACUGCGAUCGCGAGGAGCAAGAACGUAACCUCUGCUCAACUCAGCAUCGCUUGGGUCGCAUCGUUGGGCAAGCAUGUCAUCCCUUUGCCAGGUUCCUCGCAUGCUAAGCGCACUCGAGAAAAUUGUGCUGGAGGAGAUAUCGAGUUGUCUACUGAAGACAUCGCAGAAAUUAACAGUCUUAUCAGCGCUGCCGAAAUCAGGGGUGAUAGAUGGACGCCCGAGCCAGUCCCAGAUGAACAGUGUUUUGAGGCUAUAAAGGCUGGCGUGGACGCCCUUCCUCCCGGAACAAAGAUGUUCCUCAAUGGAGGUGAAUUCUAUGGACACAACUUAGCGACCACAAACCUCGAGAUGAUCGCCCGGUUCUUCGAAAAGUACCCCGACUACGUCGACAAGACUUUCUUGUCCAUCAAGGGAGGACUAAAGCCUGGCACAGUGCCACUACCCGAUGGCUCGCCCGCCAACUUGAGACGAAGCGUUGAGCUCAUUAAUGAGAAGCUUCGCGGCACCAAACGCCUUGAUUUAUUCCAGAGUGCGCGUGUAGACCCCAGUGUCCCUCUAGAAGAAUCGAUUAAGGCCCUUGUGGAACUCAAGAACGAGGGUAAACUAGACCAUAUUGGAAUGUCCGAAUGCAGCGCUGACUCUCUGCGGCGUGGUAAUGCUGUACACCCCAUUACUGCUGUCGAGAUUGAGGUCAGCCCAUGGGAAUAUGGAGAGGAGGCCAAGAAAGUCAUUGCCACUGCCGAAGAGCUAGGUAUUGCUGUUGUCACAUACUCGUACAAUUUCAAACACAACUUUGCCAUUGUUGAUGCGUUGACUGCGAUCGCGAGGAGCAAGAACGUAACCUCUGCUCAACUCAGCAUCGCUUGGGUCGCAUCAUUGGGCAAGCAUGUCAUCCCUUUGCCAGGUUCCUCGCAUGCUAAGCGCACUCGAGAAAAUUGUGCUGGAGGAGAUAUCGAGUUGUCUACUGAAGACAUCGCAGAAAUAAACAGUGUUAUCAGCGCUGCCGAAAUCAAGGGUGGGUUAUACCAUCCUUAUACCUUCCGUCAAGGUUCUGUAUGGUAG